AAGAACUUUAGGUAGUCUUCGUCACAGAAAUCUGCAUGUGCAUGUGCAUUUAUUUACUUACUUUUUCAUUCUCUUGUUUAUUCUUCUUUACACAUACACUCAUUCCCUCGAGCCUGCCGUAACCCCUUUACAGUUGAAGAAUGGCGCCGACUGCUGAUAAAAAGGCAGACGACCUCUUGAGGCGGCCCCUCUACGUCUACGAUUUGCCCCACGAAGUCCUCUCAACCCUCACACUCAAAGCCGACGCCGAGUCGCACGAUCUCGACCUUGGCACCGAGUCAUCGGCGCCGUCUAGUCAUUCGUCACAAGACCCAGCGCAAAACGCAUCUGCCGGGACCCUCGUCGUCGGAUCGCAAGCAUGCUCGCUCUGCGGCCUGUCGUUUGCGAGCGUCGACGACCAGCGCAGCCAUCAGAAGUCCGAUUGGCACCACUACAAUCUAAAGCUGAAGCUACGAGGAUCCAAACCCGUCUCUGAAGUCGAAUUUGAAAAGCUGAUCGGUAAUCUGGACGAGAGUCUGUCGGGAUCCGAGUCCUCUGAAUCCGAUGACGACGAAGACGACCAGAAUUCCAAGGAGAGCACCUUGACUGCCUUGCUGAAGAAGCAGGCCACAAUCGCGGAUCGAAAUGCCCGCCAGAACGGCGCAGACGCAGGCGCAGACGAGGAAGAUGAUGACUCAAACAGAAAAAGACAAAGAGGAAGCGGUAAACCGCCAUUGCUGUGGUUUAGUUCCCCCUUACUGCCGACGAACAACUACUUUGGCAUCUACCGUACAAUAUUCUCAUCAGAAGACUUGAAGGACGAGUCCAAAAUCGCCAAGGUUAUAAAAGAAAAACAGCUAGCUCCGAUUACAAUACCAAAGCCGAAGGCAGAUGGAAGCCUUGCGCCUCAAGCAUAUAAAGGACCACAUAUCUUUAUGUGCAUGAUCGGCGGUGGCCAUUUCGCUGCGAUGGUGGUGUCACUCGCACCCAGACAGACAAAACAUGGUACAGUUGGUCCUAUGAAUAGGGAGGCAACGGUCCUCGCACACAAGACUUUCCAUCGGUAUACCACGAGAAGGAAACAAGGUGGUUCCCAAUCAGCCAAUGAUAAUGCUAAAGGGAACGCGCACUCUGCCGGCUCUAGCAUUCGUCGGUACAACGAGCAAGCUCUCACAGACGAAGUUCGCCUCCUCCUACAAGACUGGAAAGGUCUCCUUGAUACCGCGGAGCUUCUCUUCAUCCGCGCGACGGGUGCCACAAACCGGAGGACUCUCUUCGGCCCUUACGAAGGCCAAGUUUUACGAGCGAAUGACCCACGUAUUCGGGGAUUCCCAUUCAGCACGCGGCGAGCCACCCAGAACGAGUUGAUGCGCUCCUUCAUAGAGCUCACCCGGCUUAAAGUUAGAGAGAUCGAUCCUACGCAAACAACAAAGCCUGCGCAGGAACCACCCACCAAGGCAGUACCAGCAAAAUUAAGCAAACCGGCAGCUCCAAAGCUGACAGAGGAAGAAGAGACGGCACAGUUGCACACAUCCCAACUUCAAGCGUUUAUCCGGCGUUCCAAGCUCCCCGCUCUUCUCACCUACCUUAAGAGCAACGAGUUACCACCAAACUACCGCUUUCAGCCGGCCGACUCGCAACAAAAUCACCACGCGCCAACGCCGCUUCAUCUAGCAGCAAGCCAGAACUCGGCAGCCCUUGUCUCGGGAUUACUCCUCAAAGCAGGCGCAGACCCAACGCUGCAAAGCAACGAGGGCAAAACACCCUUCGACCUCGCUGGCGAUCGCGCAACCCGCGACGCAUUCCGGGUAGCGCGCGAUGAGCUGGGGGAGUCGGCGUGGGAUUGGGAAGGAGCACAUGUCCCUGCGGCCCUGAAGCGUGUCGACGCAGAGCGGCGCGAGGAGCGCGAGCGCAACGAGGCUGGACGCAAGGAAGCGGAACGCCGAGCGGCUGAAGAGGUCCGGUUGCAGCGCGAGGGACCUAAAGUGGGAGAUGUGAAGAAGACGGGGAAGAGCAUCCUUGAUGCCGGCGUGCCCCGGUCCGCGCAGGAUCGCCGCGAGGAAGAGGCGAGGGGACUCACACCGGAACAGCGCUUGAAGCUGGAUCGCGAGCGCAGGGCGCGGGCGGCGGAAGAGCGGCUCAGGAGGAUGCGAUAGGGGCUAAAGGAUUAGGAUGAAUGGGUUGUUUCCCUGCCUUGACGGGGUACCUAUUAAUUAGUUGAUCCUAUUGCCGAUCUGGUCAACACUACUAUUACAACGAAUCUAACUACCUAUGUACAUACACAUAUAGCCGCUUCUUACGCGACACUUAGUAUACGUGUUCAGCAUAGCGAAGAUACCUACCUACAUUUACAUACUUAAGUGCGCAUUUAAACCAGAAAUAGAAAAGCAAGAAAAAACGCUAUAUAUCCACUCUACCUACUUGCGAGCGAGCUGAAUAGGCGCGCGGUGAACUGCAUUGGGUAUAUACCAGACGAUUGCGGUGAUGAUUUUC
Messenger RNA from Xylaria bambusicola, 2472 nucleotides. RefSeq lists its product as uncharacterized. The record is from RefSeq and is a predicted model, not a curated record. The coding region runs from base 141 to 2135 and encodes 664 amino acids. NCBI's taxonomy places the organism in Eukaryota, Fungi, Ascomycota, Sordariomycetes, Xylariales, Xylariaceae. Gene Ontology annotation, molecular function: protein binding. The transcript is spliced from 2 exons.